AUGGCUACAUCAAAAAAAACCCAAGUCUCCCUCGAGGACGAAUUGAAAAAACUUGGCUACGAGUUGAAUUCAGUCCUCGGAGAGGGCAGCUAUGGGAAGGUCAUGUCGGCCACGUCCAACACCUACGGAAAAGUUGCCUUGAAAAUUAUCAACAAAAAGCACCCGUCGAAAGAUUAUUAUUCAAAAUUUCUGCCGAGAGAAAUUGAUACUUUGAAAUCGCUGAACCAUCCGAAUAUCGUGAAAUUACACGAAGUCAUUGAUAUUUACGACAAGAUAAUUUUAGUGAUGGAGCUUGCAGGCAGAGGUGACCUGCUGAAUUACAUCAAGCUGAGAGGAGCUCUGCCUGAAGAGAAGGCGAAGAUAAUGUUCUACCAACUCCUCAGUGCCAUUGAAUACAUGCAUGCCAGGAACAUUGUGCACAGAGAUCUGAAGUGCGAAAACAUCCUUCUAGACAACGAGAACAACGUGAAAGUAUCUGACUUUGGUUUCUCGAGGCGACAAAUGGUGGACCAGCUGAGCAAGACUUACUGCGGCAGUGCCGCCUACACCGCUCCUGAAAUUUUGCAAGGAAUUCCGUACAAAGGGACUUCUGGAGACAUUUGGAGUCUGGGAGUUAUCUUGUAUAUCAUUGCUUGCGGCUCGAUGCCCUUCGACGAUUCCAACGUGAAGAAGAUGAUAGCCACUCAACUGGAGCGUAAGGUGGGCUUCAGCAAGAGCAAACGAAUAUCGGAAGACCUGCAAAAACUAAUUCACGGGAUGUUGCAGGCGUCCAUUGAAAAGAGAUACACAAUUCAGGAUAUAAAGGAGUCCGCCUGGCUGGCUCCCACCGUUGCCAGGUUCAACUCCAUCGACACAACGGCGAACCACAUCGCGGAGAAAGUGAACACGAGCUGAGACGGAUUGCUUUGUUGCGGCCAUCUACGUCUGAUCUUUUAUCGUUUAUUCAAGAAGAAAACAUGCAAGGAAACGAGCAGCAGUGUGGGAGGAUAUUUGUCGUCGGAAUCGAGGCAACGUUCGUCGUUUGCUCAGCAUGGGGCGGUGGAAUUCAAUUCUUCCACGACCACCGAUGCUGACAAUAGAAAUACGAAAAGUUUUUCAAGAAAUCGCCACGAGACGAAUCGUGUGGUGUACACGUAUAGCAGCGAUUUUUUCGCUAGAACUAAUAAUAACGGUAAGAAUUUAGGCCAGGAAACUUGGCAACAAUUUAGGUGAAGAUUGAAUCUUUGAAAUUUGAAGACGACUUGAUAAACGAUAAAACUUCAUUUAACAACACCUCAUGUCACUUUAGUAGUAGGGGGACGUUGCGGCGUAAUUUAGAGACCACAAAACUUUCCUUUCGUCAGAUGAAGAAAGAGAAUAUAUGAUAAAUUUAUCUGGAAAAAAAUACUGACUGUCUGUAAGGCUGGAAAAAAAUUAUUUAAAGAAACGUGCCUGUUCAGCAAUUUCAAUGGCCAAAUACAAAAAUUGAAACUGAGCAUAAGCAGCUAUCGAAAAAAAGAAUGAAUUUCAUGUUCGUGAAGAGAAUUUUUCAAACUACAAACCAAUUUUCAACUGUACGAGUAGUGUUUCCCUGUUCUUACAGUUUUUGAUGAAGUGUUUGAAAAAGUUUUUUG
Helobdella robusta is the source of this 1613-nucleotide messenger RNA. RefSeq lists its product as hypothetical. NCBI's taxonomy places the organism in Eukaryota, Metazoa, Annelida, Clitellata, Rhynchobdellida, Glossiphoniidae. The record is from RefSeq and is a predicted model, not a curated record. Gene Ontology annotation, molecular function: ATP binding; protein serine/threonine kinase activity; tau-protein kinase activity. Gene Ontology annotation, cellular component: cytoplasm. The coding region runs from base 1 to 894 and encodes 297 amino acids. Gene Ontology annotation, biological process: microtubule cytoskeleton organization; protein phosphorylation; intracellular signal transduction. The transcript has 4 exons.